Molecule: messenger RNA, 1429 nt
Organism: Humulus lupulus (European hop)
Lineage: Eukaryota; Viridiplantae; Streptophyta; Magnoliopsida; Rosales; Cannabaceae
Product: spermidine hydroxycinnamoyl transferase-like
Exons: 1
Coding region: 1-1377 (458 amino acids)
Molecular function (GO): acyltransferase activity, transferring groups other than amino-acyl groups
Source: RefSeq, a predicted model, not a curated record
AUGGCGAUCAGAAUUAUGGGCUCCUAUAUGGUGAAGCCAGCAGAGCCAACAUGGAAAGGUUUCCAAGCUCUUUCGGAAUGGGAUCAAACCGGUCUCAUUACUCAUGUACCAACUAUCUACUUUUAUCGACCCUCCGAUGAAUGGAGUAGGCCCACCGAUAAGGUCUCCGCCACCCUCAGAGAAUCGUUGAGUAGGGCUCUUGUCCCAUUCUACCCACUCGCUGGCCGGCUGCGGUUCCUCCCAGGAGGCCUUCUCGAGCUCAACUGCAACGCCGAAGGGGUUCAGUUCACUGAAGCCGAGUCCGACUCCCAACUUGAGGAGUUGGGUGAUUUCUCAUCAAAGUAUUAUCAUCAUCUCACCCCAGCUGUAGAUUAUACCCGCCCCAUUGAUGAACUGCCUUUUCUAGUAAUCCAGCUCACUAGAUUCUCAUGUGGCGGCAUUAGCCUCGGCGUGACGAUUUCUCACGCAGUUGUUGAUGGCCCGAGUGCAUUGCAUUUUUUCUCUGAGUGGGCUGGUCUUGCUAGAGGCGAGAAAUUGGAAACAACGCCGCUUCUGGAUCGGAAGUGUCUCAGAGCGGGAGAUCUCCCACUCGGAUCUCCAAUUUUCAACCAUUUAGAACACAAUAGCUUACCAAUCUUGGUCGGGGAAUUGGACAGUAAGGAAGAGAGUGAAAAGGAAACCUCUGUGGCCAUGCUAAGAGUCACGAAAGAACAGCUGAAAAAACUGAAGAGGAUAGCAAACGAGGGUCGAGAUAGCAAGACUACUCGUCCCUUUACUCGGUACGAGAUGUUAGCUGGGCACGUUUGGAGAUGCGCCUGCAAGGCCAGGAAACAUAAUAAGGAGCAGGAAACCGCUUUAGCUGUUUCUGUCGACGUGCGGAGCCGAAUAGAACCGCCGAUACCAAGCUCUUACUUCGGCAAUGCGUCGUUCAGUGUUUUGGCCAAGAGUAGUUCGGGAGAGUUGGUGUCCAAACCACUAAGUUUUGCAGCGAGCAGAAUAAGGGAAACCGUUGAAAGCGUAACAAGUGAGUAUAUAUGGUCAAAUAUAGAGUAUCUUAAGAAUCAAGAGGACUUGACUAAGUUUAGAGAUCUUCAAAUUUCUACCUUUGACAAAGAGCCUUUCUAUGGGAACCCUAACAUUAGCGUUGUGAGCUGGUUGAGGCUACCUUUGUACGGCCUUGAUUUUGGAUGGGGAGAGGAGCUGUGUAUGACUUUAGGAACUCAUGGCUGUGAUGACUUCGAUGGAGACGUAGUGCUUCUCUCGGAUCCUAGUAGCAGGGAUGAUGGGUCCUUGGUUGUGGCAAUGUCUUUGCAAGUGCAACAUAUGGAUUCCUUCAAGAAGCACUUUUAUGGUGAUAUAGGGCCUGUUUGGGAUUAGUUUUGACUGUUAUUAUGAUAUUCUAAGUUGACUCAUCUAUGGAAUUUUUACA